AAGAAGCAAAAUGUGCAAUUCAACUGAUGAUGCUGGAGAUGACGAAGAAUUCUUGCCGAUCUUUCUGGUACUUAACAUCCUCUUCUUAAUCAUUGGAAUAUUGGGAAAUAUGGCGGUCAUUAUUUAUAACAUAUAUCUGAACCAAGACAAAACUUCAAGCAGCUGGUUGGUUACGAACCUUGCAAUUGCUGAUCUUUUGGUCUGUUUAUCACUUUAUCCAAGAAAAAUCGCCGAGUUCUUUCUGCUUGAUAAAGACGACGCUAUCAAAAAUUUGAAGAUAGGUAAUUCAACAACAUAUGUUUCGCUUCUUCUCUCCACAAUGUUUCUGCUGUUCAUUACCGUUGAUAGAUACGUGUUCAUUGCAAAGCCUCUGAGAUACCCAUUGAUCGUAACAUCAGGACGAAUUAAGGUAGCUAUCCGCUGUAUUUGGCUGGUUGCAGCGUUCUUGCUUUUAGUUUUUGUUUCUGUAUACGUGACGGUCGAGAAAUCUGAACAAAAAUUACCCAAGUUGCUUCACACAUUUCUAUUGCCAACUCCCAUUGCUAUCAUUGCAUUUCUAAACUGCAAGAUAUUGAAGAUCGUUCGAGAACAGCGACAACGAAUGGCUUCAGAAACUGGACUACAGUCUGAGGAAGUAAAGUUGGAAGACAUUCAGCCGGCCGGACCAACACAGAGUAGUGAUGAACAACAAAGACCAGCACAAGAACGCGAAGAAAAAUCAAACUCCGAACAUACGGAGCGAUCGAGCGAUCAAUACAUAGGCUGGUUACAUCACAUCGUAAAAGAAUUGAAAGCAGUAAAGACAUUUGCCAUUAUCUUCGCUAUUCUGACAUGUUACAUAGAAGAUACAGGAAGGCUUUUCUGA
Messenger RNA from Dendronephthya gigantea, 865 nucleotides. RefSeq names its product alpha-1A adrenergic receptor-like. Gene Ontology annotation, molecular function: trace-amine receptor activity. Gene Ontology annotation, biological process: G protein-coupled receptor signaling pathway. Bases 11 to 865 code for a protein of 284 amino acids. Gene Ontology annotation, cellular component: membrane. NCBI's taxonomy places the organism in Eukaryota, Metazoa, Cnidaria, Anthozoa, Malacalcyonacea, Nephtheidae. The transcript has 2 exons. The record is from RefSeq and is a predicted model, not a curated record.